AUAGAAUGUACCGUCACAGAUAAAUUAACAGUGAACCAAAAAAUUGCGAAAAUUAGUAUUCUUUGGUUUUCCUUGAUCGCAUGCGCUAAUGUAAGCAAAUUUCGUGCCCUCUCGCUGUAAAGCUCUUCUUGGGCCUUUACAUUCCGUAAAUGAGGAAAAAAUUUGUAGUUGAUUGUUCAGUAACAUGUCUUUCUCGAAAGCUCCUGUAAAAAGGUUCAACGAUAAAGAAGGUUCUGAUGCACCUACUUCAAGAAAUGUGUAUCAACAUACUUCACGUACAAAGCUUCCAACUGAGAGAGUGGCCAUUUCUUCAUCACAUGAUGAACAAAUGAACCACCAGCAAUUUAUAGCAAUAUGUCUUCCAAAGCAAGAGACCAAACGUACACAACGAGCUCUCAGCACUUCCUCCCGUGCUUCUUCUGCCAGAAGCCAACCCACAAAAAAGUCUCACACUACAGGAGCAUCAAACAGAAAGAAUUCAAAACUACAGCAAAGGUUACAGAAAGAAAAGUACAUUAAAAUGAAAAAGGAGCUAAAAGCUAAAGAGGCUGGAUUGCUUGAAUUAUUUGAUACAAUGGUCAAGUUAAGAGAAGAAUUGAUAAAUGAUGGAAUAAAAGACAUGGAAAUCAUAGAACAGUUAAAACUACUGGAUGCUGGAUGUCUUGGAGAAGGAGGAGAUCUGAAUUCAGUAUUUUCCAAAUGUUUUAGUGUUACACGAGUGGAAUCAAAAUGCCUUUCAUCACUGGAAGCAAAGCUUAAGUCAGUCUCAUUCACACCUUUUGAUUUCUGCCGAAAAGCUGUUGACAUAAAUAAUAAUCUUGUUUCUACGAUCAGCAGUAUUGAUCAAGAAAAACUAAAAGUAUUAGACAGUGAUAUUCUGAAAGCUAUUGAAAAUUUGAAGAAAGAAAGCCGCUCACUGUCAUUUUCACUGGAUAAAAUAAGAAAAUCCCAUGCUGAAACCAUGAAAGAAGUACUUGCAAAUAUAUGUACUUUAAUCCAAGAGAGGGAUUCGUUGAAAGAGAGCAGCACAGAAAACUACAAAGAACAGCUUACAAAACUUGAGGAUGAGAAAAAUGCCAUAAUUGACAGACUUAAGAAAGAAAUUCUCAAAGCCAAAAAUGCACAGGCUGAAACAGAGAAUGCUUUACAUGUAGCAUGCCUUAAAGUGAAAGAAAUGGAAUCUAAAGUUUCUUCACAGGAAAUAAGGAUAAAAUCAUUUUGUUCUAAAAUGAUGAAGUUUGAAAAUCUACUUCGUGCCAGAAACCGUGUACAUAGUUUGCGAUUAAAUAAUGUGAUUGGAACUUCAAGAAUGUUAAAGGAAGAAAAUGUAAUACUACAACAACACAGAGACAAUUUGAAUCAAAGGUGUGAAGAAUUGAAAGGCAUUGUGAAGAGAAAAGAAAAAGAAAAUCUAGAUGCUUUAUACAGACAAAAUUCUAAAAUUGAUCAAUUGAAUGCAGCUUUAAAUGCACAAAGGAAUGAAAAGCAAAAAUUACAAAGGGAGCUAAAUGCUGCCACUGAGUUGAAGAAUGAAAUGGAACAAAAGCUUCAAGCAAUGACAGAGGCGGCUAAUGAACUUGCAUUGAACCCACCUUCUGAUGCUGGAGAUUCUAAACCAACACAACAUGAGCAAGAACUGCAGGAAGAGCUGAGAAGCACUCGGGAGCUUCUGGAGUCUACUCAACAAGCACUGGAAGUACUUCAGCAGCAGAAUGCUGAUACUGAGCAAGCAUUGAAAGAUGCAAAGAAAAACACCAACGGUUCUGAUGAUAAAAUGGAACUUGAACUGAAGGAAAGUAGAAAUGUUAUUUCCAGCCUCAACAAAACCCUCAAAAAUGUAUCUACUGAAUCAGAAAAAAAGUCAAAAACAAUAAAUGAAUUGAAGCGAAAGCUCCAAGAUAUGGAACAAAUGUUUUUGAAGCCCACUGACUACAGCAAGGUCCAUGGAACAGAUGUUAAGUAUAAGAUGAUGCAAAUGGAAGCUAUGAUAUCACAGCUAAGAGAACACAAUUCUGAUCUCCAGAAAGAAAAGCUUGAACUUCAGUCAGAGCUAGACAAUAAAGAACGUAAGGAAGGUGAGCAAACAAAAAUUAUUGAGGCCAGAGAUGAUGUAAUACGAAAACUGAAGAUAAAAGAAAAGAAGCAGGCUGAAAAAAUUUCUGACUUAUCAUUUAUAAUUCAAGAGCAUGAAUCUGCUAUAUCUACAGUACAUCAAGACAUUUCAGCCAGCAGUGAAUCACAGGACUUAAAGAAGCUGCUUGAAGUUAGACAGCUACAAGUGUUACGUCUUGAAAAGCUAGUUCAGAAGCAAGAGGAGCAACUGAAUAAGUGGAGCCUUCAGAGAACAAGACAUGAGGCACGUAUUGCGGAACUAGAGAAGGCUUUACGGGAGAGGCAACGAAUAACAAAAUUCCCUUUUUCCUGCGCAAGUUCUACUCCAGUUAAAUGAGACAAAAAUAUAACGUUUUCUCCUCAAAAACUAUGACACAAACAAGAAAAAUUAUGUUAGGUGAUGUAAAUUAAAAUAACUGUGGCUGUUUACAUUCAUUGUUUUAUAAGGAAAUAUUUUCCUUCAUUUAAAAUAGUUGUCUAGCUGUGUAUGUAUUAGUGUUUGUGUCAAUAAAUUAUAGUUAUUUGUACACAAUAUGAUGUCUUCUUGUCACUGUAAUUCUGAAUACUGAAAAAUAAAAUCUAUGCCCAGCCACUUGAGUAUUCAG
This is a messenger RNA of Schistocerca gregaria, 2717 nucleotides long. Its product is annotated as cingulin-like. NCBI's taxonomy places the organism in Eukaryota, Metazoa, Arthropoda, Insecta, Orthoptera, Acrididae. The record is from RefSeq and is a predicted model, not a curated record. The coding region runs from base 185 to 2449 and encodes 754 amino acids. The transcript has 15 exons.